GUCGAAAAAAGAUUGACAGAACUCCAUGCGCAUGCUUCAAAUUAAGCGGCUGAAAGCACAUCCACUUCAAAAAGUAAACAUGAAAUUGAAGCCAUUUUCAAAACACACUCCAGUCAAACUUUACGUCAAAAUUCUCAGUGAUCUGAAUGUCUGUACCAUAUCAAUUUAACGUCGAAAAGAUCAUAUCGGAAGAAAGAGUAGACCGAACACACAUAGAACAAGUAAAAGCAUGGCUUAAAACGACUACCUUACCUCAAAUCCAAGAUGAAAUGAUAGCUUUGUUUCUAUUGGGCUGUGCGAAUAAUGUCGCAGCUGUCCCAGAUAGUAUUGUGAAAUAUUUUAAGAUCAAGAGCGGAGGACCUCAAAUUUUCAAGGGAAGAAAUAUCGAAGACCCAGCAUUAAUAAAAGCCAUGGAAAUGAUAACAUGUUGCAGUAUUCCCACUCGGAUGGGCAACAACACAGCAGUGCACCUUUUCAAGCUAAACGAUACAAAUUAUAGAGACUUUGAUUUAGUAAGUAAUACGAAACUUACCUUCAUGCUGGUGGAUGUUACACAAAGAUAUGACCCUCCAAUUGAUACUGUAAUCGUUAUAGACAUGAUCGGGUCGAGCUUCAUGCACCUCACUCGUCUUAAAAUUGACAUUGCAAAAAUAUUCUUGGAAUAUAUGCAAGAUGCAAUGCCGCUGAAGAUUCAGAAGAUUCAUAUACUGAAUGCCAACACCGUUUUUAAAAAAGUUCUAGCUGUGGCGAAAAUGUUUAUGCAUAGUGAGAUGAUGAAACUGAUAUUUCCACACUCGCCAGGCAUGACCAUGGAGGAAUUUCACAGAGAUUGUGUUCCACCAUCUUGCUUACCUGCGGAGUAUGGCGGAGAGUUGCCCACUUGCAAGGAGUUGAACCGUUGGACUAUGCAGCAGUUCGAAGAGAUGAAGGAUUUUUUUCGAAUCGAAGAAGAAAUGAUAGAACAUUAUAUGUUAACUAAUACUCCCAGUAAAAGGAAAAAAUCGUAGAAAAUUAAAACCUUAU
Zophobas morio is the source of this 1023-nucleotide messenger RNA. RefSeq names its product clavesin-1-like. Lineage: Eukaryota; Metazoa; Arthropoda; Insecta; Coleoptera; Tenebrionidae. The coding region runs from base 147 to 1007 and encodes 286 amino acids. Gene Ontology annotation, molecular function: phosphatidylinositol bisphosphate binding. The transcript is spliced from 5 exons. Gene Ontology annotation, cellular component: membrane. The record is from RefSeq and is a predicted model, not a curated record.